AUGGCCGGAACCGCACUGAAGAGACUCAUGGCAGAGUAUAAACGUGAGUACCGUGACCAGCUGUGUCGUCACCCCUGAUCCGACCAAUGAGAGAACGCGGAGUUUUGCUAAACAGGCUAAGCUAAUACCUCAGUGAGCCCGCUAAUCCUUCUACCCCAAACAUCACCGUAAAAACAGUCGAUUUAAAGUUCCGCUGUUGUGUCAAAGUCACACUUUAACAUUACAGUAAAACUAAACAGUAUUUUAAACUGUAGAAAGUUAACUUAACUUUGGCGUUGUAAUAUUUCACUUUAGUUCAGGUUUUAGUCCACAGAAGUGUGAUGAAAUCUCAGAGCAGCAGCAGCAGCAGUGGCAGGUUGGUUUUUAUAACGCUGUCUUAAAUUUGGCUGAUAUUUGAAUGGAGUUUGGUGCGCACAGACAUAUCGAGGCCAGCUUUGAUUCUUGUGUUAAAUGACAGAGUUUUAUUUGGCUUAAAUGAUAUUUCAGUUAAUUUAUGGACACAUGAGUGUUCUUCAACCUUUAAACAUGUUAAUAUGAGUUUAGCUGUUUGUUCUUAUUUAGUAGUUAACAGUAGUUUAGUAGCUCACCUGUCCUGAGUAUACCUGUCCGAGCUCAGGUAUGUUUGUGUCGUUAUUCACAUAGAUGUGGUGAGUCACAGUGUGAGUCCCCCUGUGUGUGUUUUUGUGUUUCAGAGCUGACCCUGAACCCACCUGAGGGGAUCGUUGCAGGUGAGACUUUAUAUUUUCAUGUUUUAUUGACUAAAAGGUUCUAAAGAUGUUCAGAUUCUUCUUCAUGUCAGUGUCUGAUAACAGAAGAAGAACCCUGAUACAUUAACACACAUAACAGAUAACAAAUACAGACACCCUACUCCACACACACACAACCCCAACCAGCAAACACCUAAAACAGACAAAACUUAUGAACAAGGAAAAGAAUCAUGUGAACAUAAAUGAAAAAAAUAAAGAAAAUUAAUCAGAGACCAUUUCACAGAGUCAUUCAGAAGUGAUAAAAAGAGGUAAAAGAACAUAAAGAGGUUAUUCUAAUCUAAAACGAUCUUUAACCGACUUCUUCAAAGACUCAAGGAAUAAAGAAAAAUGUGAAGUUUAUUUGUCUGAGAGAGGACGGAGAGUUCUGUUAAAUAUGAAGGUCAGUGGAGAUAAACACGUUUAAAAAGGACAUGAAGCGGAUGAAAUGAGCGGUUCAGUGAGUCAAACAGAAAACAGUGAUGAGUCCAAACAAAUCUACACAAAGGGUUAAAGAAAACAGUCAGAGGUGAUUUGAUCAGCUAUAUCAGCAUAAUCAAUAUCAGCUGUGAUGUUCGUCUUUUUCUGACAUUUAGAGUAAAACAGUCGUACGAUACAGUGAUGGAGGACGACCAUAUGACUUUAUACAGAAACAGGUUCAUUCUCUCUGUAAAGUCCGUCUCUCAGUCUGACCUCCACCUUUCUGCUGGUCUGACGUUGAGUCUGUUUGUUUCUGCAGGUCCAGUGAACGAGGAGAACUUCUUUGAGUGGGAGGCCCUGAUCAUGUGAGUACUCCUGAGAACGACAUCAGUCCAGGUUUGGAUCUCUCUGUUUAAGACCUGAACCCUGUCUGAGACCCCAGAUCCUGAGGUUUAUAAAACAGCUGAGAUCUCAGCCUCUGUAGCAGGUAGAAACAACAUUCAACAAGGGACACACAGGUCCAGGUUAGACCCCUUUAAACCACCUGUCAGGCGGUCCUGGUCCUGGUCCUGGUCAGGUGAGAGCAGACAGGUGUGUGUUUCUCCUGUGGUUGAUGGACCCAGCAGGUGUGAUGUAGGAGGUGACCAGCAGGUGUCACUGUUCACACACUCAUCUAAAUAAAGGUCUGGACUCUCUGGCUGUGUCUCAUUUCAGAGACCGCAUUGACCUAAGUGCCCUUCUGCACCGUCGAACGGUGCAUUUGAAGCGUGCAUGACGUCACAACGGUGCGAACGGUGUCCCAUUUGGCACGAGAUGCUAAAAAAUGCUAAGCGCACUUAGCAUGUUUUCAAGCGUGGAUUUAUGCGCGCUUUCGUGCCGUCGGUAUCCCAGAAUGCUUUGCGUGCCGCUGCACAGCUGCGCAUUUCAGGUGAGAGGCUGGACUCGCUUGGAGACACAGCGCGUCUUCGAAGAAAUUACAAGAAAUCCAAAAACAGCAGACAGUCAGCUCAGGCUGUAUGAGAGCAUGAUCUCUGAACUCACUAAAAUCUGUUAACCAAACAUUAUAGAUUUAGAGACGAACUGAUCCGCUCUGCUUCAACAAUCAAAAACAUUCGAAAUAAGAAAGCUGACAAAACUACAGCAGAGUAUCAGGACAACAUUGAGGUUUUUUUCUUUUAAGAUUUAGAGAUUAAAGUUGUAAAUUUAGGAGAAUAAAGUCAUAAAGUAAAUAAAGUCAUAAAGCUGCUUUUGUGGAGGGGGCAAUGACUGAAGCUGGUCAUCUGCAGGGUUAUCUGUGGAUGUAUCAGCGGGUCAUUCAGAGAGAUUUUGUGGUUUCUGAAGAAACAAUCAAACUGAUGAUGAUCAACAUUUGUGAUCCAGAGGGAGUCGAGCUCCGACGAGCACCACGUCUCUGACACCGGCCGUAGCCUACACCUGCAGAGACACCAACACCUUAUUAUGGCAUAUGGAUUCAUAUCAUAAAUUAAAGCUCAAUGUCAUUCACGGAUAUUUACGGCUGCAUUGACAGAUAUAUCCUCAGCAUAUUCAUUUCUGCCUCCACAAAAGCAGCGAUUUCCUUCAAGUACACCAGUUUUUUUCCCCGUGGAAAAGACGUAUUUCUCAUAUAUUCUUUUUUUAAAGUCUUUUUACUUAUGACAAUGUGAUGCUGAUGUGCCAGAGGAUGAAGUAUCUCCUAUCCUCCUUCUCAAUAGGGCCCUCAUACUCCUUCAUACAAAACAAUCAUUGGAUUAAUUUUGUGGGAAUGAUCUGGGCUUGUAUGUAUCUACUAUUUUGUGUCUGUGCAAGGUCGCACAAUUAAAACAAUACAUGCUGCGCUCCGCAGCUUUUUUCUAAUCAGUCGUGACGUAAGCCUGAGGGCGGGGACAUUUGGAGACCUUCGGAGGACUUCCUGGUGGAGUUGCCAAAUGUCCCCGCCCUCAGGCUCGCGUCACGACUGACUUAAAGGAAACCCGCGGAGCGCAGCAUUUAUUGUUUUAAUUGUGCGACCUUGCACAGACACAAAAUAGUAGAUACAUACAAGCACAAUUCAUCCAAUGAUUGUUUUGUAAGAAGGAGUAUGAGGGCCAUAUUGAGAUUUAAGACUUUAAGGACUUCGAGAUUUAAGUCGUGAAUUUACGAGAAUAAAGUCAUUAAUUUAUGAGAAUGAAGUCAUAACCUGUUAUUUCAGAGAGACUUGUUAAAAUUAGGGCCAUGAAGCAUUUGAAGGAACUGUGCUUCAGUAUAGGUUUCACAAACAAGGAGAUUCUUCAUCCUCUGGCACAUCAGCAUAACAUUGUCAUAAGUAUAAAGACUUUAAAAAGAAUAUAUGAGAAAUACGUCUUUUCCACAGGGAAAAAAUUUGUGUACUUGAAGGAAAUCGCUGCUUUUGUGGAGGCAGAAAUGAAUAUGCUGAGGAUAUAUCUGUCAAUGCAGCCGUAAAUAUCUGUGAAUGACAUUGAGCUGUAAUUUAUGAUAUGAAUCCAUAUGCAGUAAUAAGGUGUUGGUGUCUCUGCAGGUGUAGGCUACCGCCGGUGUCAGAGACGUGGUGCUCGUCGGAGCUCGACUCCCUCUGGAUCACAAAUGUUGAUCAUCAUCAGUUUGAUUGUUUCUUCAGAAACCACAAAAUCUCUCUUAAUGACCCGCUGAUACAUCCACAGAUAACCCUGCAGAUGACCAGCUUCAGUCAUUUCCCCCUCCGCAAAAGCAGCUUUAUGACUUUAUUUACUUUAUGAUUUUAUUCUCCUAAAUUUACAACUUUAAUCUCUAAAUCUUAAAAGAAAAAAAAACCUCAAUGUUGUCCUGAUACUCUGCUGUAGUUUUGUCAGCUUUCUCAUUUCUAAUGUUUUUGAUAGUUGUAACACAGCGGAUCAGUUCGUCUCUAAAUCUAUAAUGUUUGGUUUACAGAUUUUAGUGAGUUCAGAGAUCAUGCUCUCAUACAGCCUGAGCUGACUGUCUGAUGGUUUUGGAUUGCUUGUAUUUUCUUCGAAGACGCGCUGUGUCUCCAAGCGAGUCCAGCCUCUCACCUGAAAUGCACAGCUGUGCAGCGGCACGCAAAGAAUUCUGGGAUACCGACGGCACGAAAGCGUGCAUACAUGCACGCUUGAAAACGAGGCGGGGGUAGUGUGGUUUUGAGACCGAAUUUGAAGCGCGCUUAGUAUUUUGUGCCAAACGGGACACCGUUCAUGCCGCGUGGUGACCUCACGUACGCGUCAGAUGCGCCGUUCGAUGGCUGCUGUAUCUGAAAUGGGACACAGGAAGGGCACAGAACGGCGCAAAACGGCGUAAAACGGCUCAAAACGGCAGUGCACUCAGCUAAGCGCCGUUAAGCGCGCUUAUCACGAUGCGGUCUCUGAAAUGAGACACAGCCUCUGUGUGUUUUCAUGUCCUCCAUAAACUCCAGAGAAGUUCUGACAGAAGUUCGAACAGAAGUUCUGAUGGAGGUUCUGAUGGAGGUUCUGACGGAGUUUCUUCUCUUUUUUUCUCUAUUUUAUCAGAAACUCUUCAGACGAGUCUGUUGAACCAGAAAUUUUCAGUUUUAUCGACUUUUUUUAUUUAAAUGUAAAUAAAACCAAAAACUGACUAAAGCAGUCAGUCUGUUUUACCCUUUAACUGGAGUGACUGGAGUCUUACUGUCGCUGUGACCUCCCUGUUCUUUAACAACACUAAGAUCCUCUGAUGACCUCUGACCCCCAAUCUCCACCUUCAUCCUGAUCGUCUCCUAAAAGGUCGUAUCCUCCGAUCGUAGCUGAUCGUAACCAUUCAAGUUAACGUGUCAAUUUACACCGACUUCUUUCCGUUCCUCUGCGGAUCGCCGGACUCCUCAGCUGAUCACAAGAGUUCUAUUUUUUCUGGACGCCGGAGCAUGGCGGAUAAAUUCAGCACAGAUUAACCCGUGCUGGAAAGGAAGUCGGGCACAGACACAAAAUAAAACAUCCGGCUUCUUUUCAAAAUAAAACACUCCGUGUUUCAGGAGGAUCGUAUUUCACACCAUGCAAACGGGCGGAGACGAACAAGUGAAAGGUUUUUAGACGUCAUUUCACCCCGAUGACACCAUGGAUGAGGAGAUGCUGAUUCUAGAAGUCUAGAAGUAGAUUUCCUCCUCUGGAAGGACACAAUCUACUGCUUAUAUGUCUAUGUGUCUGUCUUUAGAGAGACAACUCGUUAUCGUGAGAUUGAACGUGAAUCUGCAGGUUCUUCUGAUUUCUCGUGAUUCCUGCUGUCAGUAAUCCGCCACGAAAUUCGCCUCACAAACGGAUCUGGUAGGAACUGGUGGACGGUGAAAAUCGCUGCCGUUCCAGAUCGGAGCUGUUCUGGAUGUGGUGGAAAUUGGGGGUCCGAAAGAAAUGCUGGUUAUAGAAGCAGGAAGUGUCCGUUCAGACCGUGUCGGUCUUCCUGCUGAGUCAGCACUAACGGAGCCUCCUGUUGUUGUCGUCGUGGUCGUCGUCUUUGUUGGCGUGCCAGAAGCUCCAGUCUGCCCUUCAAUUUAACCUGCAGCUCGCACACUUUACCUGUCUGCAUACCUGCUCAGAGUGACAUCAUCAGCACACAUCCCAUAAUUACCUGAGUGUGACACACACACACACACACACACACACACACACACACACACACACACACACACACCCCUGCGCUCCUCUGUGAUCGUCAGUUGGAGGUCGAUCAGGUCAGGUCUGAGUUUCUUUAUCAGACGGUCGUUAGAACAGCUGAUGAUCCAAAUCAGCGCCGCUCUGAUCCUCCGCCGUGUGCCGCUGAGAUAACCACAGAGAGUGCGGAUGUGGAUUUCAAAGCUGCGGUGGUGUGUGAUGGAGGAGGCGUGUCCGAGUCUGAAAUAACCUGCAGAUAGACGAUCCAGGAUCAGAUCAGAUUCAAAGAGGAAAACUAAAUGAGUGCAGAUAUUCAAAACCGAGCGGACUGUGAGCACGCCAUGCUGAUAAAAAUACACCCUGACCCUGAAACUGGACCACAGAGAGAGCUGGAUCUGCACUCUGAUGGAGGAAGACCACAGUCUGUAUUUACUCUGGACAUCUUGGCUCCGCCUCCCGCCUGUUUACAGAUUUAAAGCUGAAAAGUUUUUUUCUUCACUUCCUGAAACCAACAUUCAGCCGGAGAGUCUCUGUGAUGACGCUCGGCUCAAACAGCGUAUCCCCCGGUGAUCUACUCAAUCUCUGUCCUCCCAUUGGCUGUAUCAGGUGUCAAUCAUAGAAAACAUGAACUCCCUAAUAACUUUUAAAAAUGGAGCUGUACAGAAAAAAGAGGACUUGAGCUCAAACCAGUCUGACAGUAACUACAUGUCAACAUCACAACCAGGGGGGAGAAACAUUUAUAUUCUGUGUCAUUCAUUUAUAAAGUUUGUCCACAGCUCCAUAAGGAGGCGGGGGUUUAUGACCUAUACUGCAGCCCGUCACCAGAGGGUGCUGUUCUCAGAGUGAGGAGGCAGACGGCGGCUAUUCUAGAUCCAGUUUCUCUCUCUGUGGACCUGAACCGAGAACUCAGACCUGAGUUUGUCCUGAUUUAGCAGCAGAAGUUCGUCAGGAUGUUCGUCUAAAACUCGUUUAAAAAGGUCGUUAACGGGCCGCAGUCAUCAGGAGACACGGGAACCUAAGUCUGCGUGUGGUCAGCACAGCUGUGAAGGUCGAUUCCGUGUCUCCUGAUGGGAACAGGUAGAGGUUAAAAAGUGUUGGACCUAAAAUGGGGAACGCCACAGUCCUUCGUCUUUGAUGAGCGUUCCUCAGAGCGAACGUCAAACUUCCUGUCACUGAGACAUGAACCAGUUAAACCAGUUAAACCAGUUAAACCAGAGAGUCCAGUGAGGUUCUGGAGUCUGACCCACUGUUUGUUCCUCAUCAUGAAGCUCCGAGUGUUUCAGGUCUGGAGGAGGUCUGGAGGAGGUCUGUGGUCUUCAUGUCUCUGUUUUUGUGUUUUUUCAGGGGUCCUCAGGACACGUGUUUUGAAGGUGGCGUGUUUCCCGCCGUCCUCAGCUUCCCUUCAGACUACCCCCUCAGCCCCCCAAAGAUGAGGUUCACCUGCGACAUGUUCCACCCCAACAGUGAGUCCACGCCUCCUCACACACACGCCGUCAUGUGACAUCAGACUCCGACUUGAAAGCUUCAUCAGACGAGUCUGAGCGUGUCACGGCGUUCUGCCGCCGUUAGCACGCUGUUAGCAUGUCAUUAGCAUGCUAUCAUUAGCGCUCUGAUUAGUGGACUGAGUCAUGAUGUCACAGCAGGGAGUCAGUCUGAGCACGCUCAGUACUGAUUAGAGGACGGGACACUACGCCCGUGACCCCUCAUCAUCAUCAUCAUCAUCAUCAUCAAACACACACACACACACACACACACUCACACACACACACACACACACACACACACUCACACACACACAGACACACACACACACACACACACACACUCACCAGCAUGUCCCUGAUCUGAACUUCCUGCUCUAAGUGUUUCUGUGAUCCUCCAACAACAAACAAGAGAAACAAGAAAAAACAACGAAGUCUGUGUGUCUGUGAGUGUGUGUGUGUACAUUAGUGUUUAUUUCAGAUUACGUUGAUUCCUUCAUCCUCACUUGUCUCCUUUUCCUCUCCUCUCCUCCUCCUCCCCCUCCCUCCUCUCCUCUCCUCCUCCUCUUUCUCCUCCUCCUCUCCUCCUCUCCUCUCCCUCCUCCUCUCCUCACCUCUUCUCCUCCUCCUCUCCUCUCCUCCUCCUCUCCUCCCCUCCUCUCCUCUCCUCCUCACCUCUCCUCCUCCUCCUCUCUUCCUCCUCUUUCUCCUCCUCUCCUCUCCUCAUCUCCUCUCCCUCCUUCUCCUCUCCUCUCCCUCCUCCUCUCCUCACCUCUUCUCCUCCUUCUCUUUCUUCUCCUCCUCUCCUCUCCUCCCUCCCCCUCCUCUCCUCUCCUUUCCUCCCCUCCUACUCCCUCCUCUCUCCCCUCCUCCUCCUCCUCCUCCUCAGUCUACCCUGACGGGCGGGUCUGUAUCUCCAUCCUCCACGCCCCUGGCGAUGACCCCAUGGGUUAUGAGAGCAGCGCUGAGAGGUGGAGUCCGGUUCAGAGCGUGGAGAAGAUCCUCCUGUCCGUGGUCAGCAUGCUGGCAGGUAACCUGUGACAUCACUGAUGACGUCACUGAUGAUGUUUCCUUCUGCCCUUGUUUUAUUUCCUCCAAUGUUUCCUAAUCUCUCCUUGUCUCCUUAUGUCCUCUUUAUCCCCUUGUUUCCUCACUUUUCCUUCUGUCCUUGUUUUAUUUCCUCCGUUGUUUCCUAAUCUCUCCUUGUCUCCUUAUGUCCUCUUUAUCCCCUUGUUUCCUCACUUUUCCUUCUGUCCUUGUUUUGUUUCCUCUGUUGUUUCCUUUGUUGUUUCCUAAUCUCUCCUUGUCUCCUUAUGUCCUCUUUAUCUCCUUGUUUCCUCACUUUUCCUUCUUUCCUUGUUUUGUUUCCUCUGUUGUUUCCUUUGUUGUUUCCUAAUCUCUCCUUGUCUCCUCUCAGAGCCGAACGAUGAGAGCGGCGCCAACGUGGACGCCUCGAAGAUGUGGCGUGAGGACAGAGAGCAGUUCUACAAACUCGCCCAGAAGAUCGUCAGGAAGUCUCUGGGCCUUUAG
Xyrichtys novacula (pearly razorfish) is the source of this 8757-nucleotide messenger RNA. Lineage: Eukaryota; Metazoa; Chordata; Actinopteri; Labriformes; Labridae. The record is from the annotation of a GenBank genome assembly.